CCCUUCCUUCUUCGCACUUCCCUCUCUUCUUCCACUCAUAUUCAUGCCAUCAAGGACAGAACCUAUCUCAUUAAUUCUAUUAGGAAUCUCCAAAACCUUGAUCCUGCUUUGCAUCUCUUUCAGCAAAUGCUUUCCAUGAAUCCUUUGCCAUGUGUGAAGGACUUCAACCUUUUGUUUGGCUCUGUUGCUAAGAUGAAGCAUUACACAGUCGCCAUUUCUUUAAUCAAACACGUGUUCUCCUUAGGAGUCAAAUCUGAUACAUUUACUCUCAGUAUUGUUGUCAAUUGUCUGUGCCGUUUGAAUCACACAUCCUUUGCCUUCUCUGUGGUGGGGAUGAUGUUCAAAAUCGGCUUGGAGCCCGAUGUGGUCACAUUUACCGCCAUUGUUAAUGGUCUUUGUAUUGAAGGCAAUGUGGAUCUUGCUAUAUGGUUAGCUGACCACAUGGAUAACAUGGGGUAUCAAUCCAACAGCCGCACCUUUGGAGCAAUUAUAAAUGGAUUGUGCAAGAUUGACAAAAUCCCUGCUGCCAUUGCCAUUCUAAGGAAGGCAGAAACAAGAAAGUGCAAACCAAGUGUUGAUGUUACGGGUUAUAGCACAAUUGUGGAUAGCCUUUGCAAGGAUGGGCUGGUAUCUGAGGCUUUGAGUCUAUUCUCGGAAAUGACAACAAAAGGUCUUCAACCCGAUACUAUCACUUACAAUUGCUUGAUUCAAGGACUCUGUACUUUCAGCAGAUGGCAAGAGGCUGCGUCUUUACUCAGCGAGAGGAAGCAAAAGGGAAUUAUGCCGGAUACAUAUACUUUUAAUAUUUUAGUGGAUGCUCUUUGUAAAGAGGGAAAGAUUUCCAGUGCUAGAGCCAUACUUGGUCAAAUGGUACGAAUGGGCGAGGAGCCUGAUGUUGUCACCUAUAACUCAAUGAUUGCUGGUUAUUGUUUACUAAGUCAAACGGAGGAGGCCAUGAAAGUAUUUCAUUUGAUGAUUCACAAGGGAUGCCUACCAAAUGUUAGGACUUAUACGUCGUUAAUCCACGGGUGGUGCAAGAUCAAAAGGAUUAAUAGGGCUAUUUAUCUCUUGGAAGAAAUGAUCAAUAAAGGACUAAAUCUGAAUGUUGUUACUUGGACUGCCCUUAUUGAUGGAUUUUGCAGAGUGGGGAAACCGAUAGCUGCUAAAGAAUUGUUUUUUACAAUGCACAAGUUUGGUCAACAUCCUAAUCUACCGACCUGUCGGAUUAUAUUGGAUGGCCUAUUCAAAUUCCAUUUGUUUUCUGAUGCAAUAUCAUUAUUUAGAGAAAUGGAGAAGAAUAAUUUGGAUCUUGAUAUUGAAAUUUACAAUGUGGUGCUCGAUGGGAUGUGCAAUGCUGGAAAACUAAAUGAUGCGUUCAAACUCUUCUCUUGUCUUCCAGCAAAAGGCUUGAAACCUGAUGUAUAUACUUAUACAAUAAUGAUCCAAGGUCUAUGUAGGGAAGCACUUGUGGUUGAUGCUGAAGAGUUACUAAUGAAUAUGGAAAAGGAUGGCUGCCUGCCUAAUUCCUGCACUUAUAAUGUCUUCGUCCAAGGAUUACUGCGACAUAAUGAUGUUCCGAAGUCAAUAAAAUGUCUUCAGAUUAUGAAAGGCAAAGGUUUUUCCGCAGAUGCUACCACUGUGAAAUUGCUUAUAGAUUACUUCUCUGUCCACAACGGAGAGAAUGCUUUUCAAGAAUUUGUGCCGAAAAUUACUCAACAUUGUGGCGAGCGUAGUUGGUGUGCUCACUGGCGAGUGCUUCAUCUCCCAGAAAUCCUCAUCGCUAUUCACUCGUCUCUCAUGUUGCGUUCAUCAACCAGAACUUCUCUGCGUUUCUUUCGGCAGCAAAAUCAAUUUGGUACUCUUUCUCAUCCCAAACCCUUCAUUUUUCCCACUCAUAUUGAUGCCAUCAAGGACAGACCCCUUCUCGUAGAUUCUAUUAGGAAUCUUCAAAACCUUGAUUCUGCUUUGCAUCUGUUUGACAAAAUGGUUUCCAUGAACCCUUUGCCAUGCGUGAAUGACUUUAACUUUUUGUUUAGCUCUAUUGUUAAGAUGAAGCAUUACACAGCUGCCAUUUCGUUAAUCAAAUACUUGUUCUCCUUACGACUCAAAUCUGAUAUCUAUACACUCAAUAUUGUCAUCAAUUGUCUGUGCCGUUUGAACCACACUCACUUUGCCUUCUCUGUGGUGGGGAUGACGUUUAAAAUCGGCUUGGAGCCCGAUGUGGUCACAUUUAACACCAUUGUUAAUGGUCUUUGUAUUGAAGGCAAUGUGGAUUAUGCUAUUUGGUUUCUUGACCACAUGGAUUACAUGGGAUAUCAACCCGACGCCCACACGUUUGGAACAAUUAUAAAUGGAUUGUGCAAGAUGGGCAACACCCCUGCUGCCAUUGCCAUUCUAAGGAAGACGGAAACAAGAAACCGCAAACCAAGUGUUGAUGUUGCAAGUUAUAGCACAAUUGUGGAUAGUCUUUGCAAGGAUGGGUUGGUUUCUGAGGCUUUGAGUCUAUUCUCCGAAAUGACAACGAAAGGUCUUCAACCCGAUACUAUCACUUACAAUUGCUUGAUUCAUGGACUCUGUACUUUCAACAGAUGGCAAGAGGCUGUGUCCUUACUGAGCGAGAGAAAACAAAAGGGAAUUAUGCCGGAUACGCAUACUUUUAAUAUUUUAGUGGAUGCUCUUUGUAAAGAGGGAAAGAUUUCAAGUGCUAGAGCCAUACUUGGUCAAAUGGUUCGAAUGGGAAAGGAGCCUACUGUUGUUACCUAUAACUCGAUGAUUGCUGGUUGUUGUUUCCUAAGUGAAAUGGAGGAGGCCAUGAAAGUAUUUGAUUUGAUGGUUCACAAGGGAUGCCUACCAGACGCCAACACUUAUACUACAUUAAUCCAUGGGUGGUGCAAGAUCAAAAGUAUUAAUAGGGCUAUUUAUCUCUUGGAGGAAAUGAUCAAUAAAGGAUUAAAUAUGAAUGAUUCGACUUGGAAUACUCUUAUCGGUGGAUUUUGCAGAGUGGGUAAACCUUUAGCUGCUAAAGAAUUGUUUUUUACAAUGCACAAGUUUGGUCAACAGCCUGAUCUACUGACCUGUGGGAUUCUAUUGGAUGGCCUAUUCAAAUGCCAUUUGUCUUCUGAUGCAAUAUCGUUAUUUAGAGAAAUGGAGAAGAAUAAUUUGGAUCUUAAUAUUGUAACUUAUAGUUUGGUGAUGAAUGGGAUGUGCCAAGCUGGAAAACUAAAUGAUGCACGUGAACUCUUCUCCUGUCUGCCAGCAAAAGGCUUGAAGCCUGAUGUAUAUACUUAUACAAUAAUGAUCCAAGGUCUUUGUAGGGAAGGACUUUUGGUUAAUGCUGAAGAGUUACUGAUCAAUAUGGAAGAGGAUGGCUGCCUGCCAAAUUCCUGCACAUAUAAUGUCUUCGUCCGUGGAUUACUGCGACAAAAUGAUGUUCCGAAGUCAAUAAAAUAUCUUCAGAUUAUGAAAGACAAAGGUUUUUCUGCAGAUGCCACCACUGUGAAAUUGCUUAUAGGUCACUGCUCUGUCCACAAUGCUUUUCAAGAAUUUGUGCACAAGAUUAUUUGAAUAAUAAAUAUAACCUAUUAGUUCAUUAUUUGAAUCGAGGAUUUGAUGUUUUAGAUGUUGCAUAACAUAGUCUGUAUUACUUGGUUGUUUAAUUUUGAGGCUUUAGAUUGGGAUAAGUUUGUCUGGACUUUCUGAACAUAUGAAACUGAUACUUCCAUGUUCCUCUUUGUUUGCAAAUUGGCUACAGCAUAGUAAGAAUCUCUUUCUUGAGAAGGUUA
Messenger RNA from Arachis duranensis, 3782 nucleotides. RefSeq names its product pentatricopeptide repeat-containing protein At5g55840. NCBI's taxonomy places the organism in Eukaryota, Viridiplantae, Streptophyta, Magnoliopsida, Fabales, Fabaceae. The transcript is spliced from 2 exons. The record is from RefSeq and is a predicted model, not a curated record. Gene Ontology annotation, molecular function: protein binding. The annotation marks the transcript as partial.